UAAUUAGCAUUUAUAUCGACUUUUCUAGUGCCACCUUAAACCUUGAGAAGACUAUAUAUAUAGCCAAAAGCGUAUAAAAGAAAAUACUAAGUGGGCUCUCUGGAACAUUGACACUGUCUCAUUUCUCUGUAGACUGCCUUUUUGAGCUUUUGCUUACGAAGGGAAUUAUUUGGUCUGCUCCGGAAAGUGAUGCUUUAGAUCGUUGUAUAAGAAUUUAUAAAUAAUGUCAGAUUCUGAAGGAAGUUUCUCGAGUCGCCCAGUUAUGGAAGUAUUAGGGUCUAGUGAUCAGUUGUCUGUAGAGAAAGGAUAUGGAACCUAUGGAAUUCUGGGUGCUGCUAUUGUUGCCAUCUUUUUACCUGUACUGCUCUCCAUUGUGUUCCUGGGAAGGAAAAAGGUGAAAAAGGUGAGAGGAGUUCCGGUGGAAGUUGGUGGUGAGGCAGGUUAUGCAAUUCGAAAUGCUCGAACUCCUGGCUUGAUUGAAGUUCCUUGGGAAGGGGCAACUACCAUGGCAGCUUUGUUUGAGCAAUCUUGUAAAAAACAUUCGCAAUAUCGAUUUCUUGGAACAAGGAAGCUAGUUAGCAGGGAAUUUAUCACAGCUAGUGAUGGUAGUGGUAGGAAGUUUGAGAAGCUGCAUUUGGGGGACUACGAAUGGCAAACUUAUGGACAAGUUUUUGAUCGUGCUUGCAAUUUUGCUUCUGGGCUUAUUAGAUUAGAGCAUAAUGAGGAUGCUCGUGCUGCAAUAUUUUCUGAAACUCGAGAAGAGUGGCUCAUUGCCUUGCAGGGAUGCAUGCGGCAGAAUAUUAGUGUUGUUACUAUUUAUUCUUCUCUUGGUGAUGAUGCCCUUGUCCAUUCACUCAAUGAGACUGAAGUACAAACCUUGAUUUGUGAUUCCAAGCAAUUGAAAAAGUUGGCUGCUAUAAGCUCAAGACUGACAACUAUCAAGAAUGUGAUUUACUUUGAAGAUGAGGGAAGUGCUAUGCCCCAGAGUAUGAGCAAUUGGACAGUUUCAUCUUUUCCUGAAGUUGAGAAAAUGGGCAAAACCAAUCCUCUUCCUCCUAGUUUACCUUCCAAGGACGGGAUUGCUGUUAUCAUGUAUACAAGUGGCAGCACAGGCCUGCCAAAGGGGGUUAUGAUUACUCAUGGCAACAUUAUCGCCACCAUUGCAGCUGUUAUGACUACGAUUCCAAAGUUAGGUACUAAUGAUGUUUAUUUGGCGUACUUGCCCUUAGCACAUGUUCUCGAAUUGGCUGCCGAGUCUGUAAUGUUAACUGCAGGUUGUGCAAUUGGCUAUGGUUCUGCAUUGACUUUAACUGACACGGCUAAUAAAAUCAAGAAAGGAACCAAAGGAGAUGCUUCUAUGCUAAAGCCAACUCUCAUGGCAGCAGUUCCAACUAUACUAGAUCGUGUCCGGGAAGGAGUUCAGAAAAAGGUUGAUGAGAAAGGAGGGCUAGCAAAGAAGCUUUUCGACAUUGGAUAUAAGCGGCGACAGGCAGCCAUAGAAGGAAGCUGGUUUGGUGCUUGGGGACUGGAGAGAGUUUUAUGGGAUGCUAUUGUCUUCAGAACAAUACGUGCUGGACUUGGAGGGCAUAUCCGAUUUAUGCUAUGUGGUGGAGCUCCUUUAUCUGGGGAUUCUCAGAGAUUCAUCAACAUCUGCAUGGGGGCUAUUAUAGGUCAGGCUUAUGGCUUGACAGAAACAUGUGCUGGAGCCGCUUUUUCUGAUUGGGACGACACAUCUGUGGGCCGUGUCGGCCCCCCUGUUCCUUGUUGCUAUAUAAAGCUUGUUUCUUGGGAAGAAGGUGGAUAUAGGAUAUCUGACAAGCCAAUGCCUCGAGGAGAGAUUGUAGUUGGGGGAUUCAGUGUAACAUCUGGUUACUUCAAAAGCCAUGAAAAGACUAAUGAGGUCUACAAGGUCGAUGAAAGGGGCAUGCGUUGGUUUUACACUGGUGAUAUUGGACAAUUCCACCCUGAUGGAUGUCUUGAGAUUAUUGAUAGGAAGAAGGACAUUGUGAAACUUCAACAUGGAGAGUAUAUCUCCCUUGGAAAGGUUGAGGCAGCUUUAAUAUCAAGUGGCUAUGUGGAUAAUAUAAUGUUAUAUGCAGAUCCCUUGAAGAACUAUUGUGUAGCUCUAGUUGUCCCAUCACAUCAAGCACUUGAGAAAUGGGCACAGGGAGUUGGCAUCGAGUAUCAGAAUUUUUCGGAGCUGUGUAACAAGGAUGAAUCGAUCACUGAGGUUCAACAAUCGCUGUUGAAGGUAGGAAAAGCUGCAAAAUUGGACAAGUUUGAAAUUCCUGCAAAGAUCAAACUGUUGCCAGAUCCAUGGACACCUGAAUCUGGCCUAGUUACGGCCGCACUCAAGAUAAAGCGGGAACAGCUGAAGUCCAAAUUUAAAGAAGAGCUCCAAAAGCUUUAUGAGUGAAAUGAUGUUUAACGUGUUCUUCCUUCUUCUGCUAUGUUUUCGGCUCCUUCAAAUUUCCAGCUGCUCCUGAGUUUUUUUUGUCCCUGGAAACUGCUGCCAUAUGCCCCUAGCUGGAGGUUAUUCUGGCAUGAUCUGCGGUUGUUGGAUCUUCACGGUUUAUGAUGUAAGAGGGAGGGUUAAAUUUACCUAAAUUAUUGGAGAAACAUUUUCUUUUUCCUGCUAACUAGGAUUGCGUAUGUUGAUGCCCUGCAGUUUACCAUGUUAAUAAAGCAUCUUGCUCAUGGAUUGUGCAUGCUUGGCAGGCCAAACCCAUGGUGCUUUUGGUAUUCA
This is a messenger RNA of Ricinus communis (castor bean), 2746 nucleotides long. Its product is annotated as long chain acyl-CoA synthetase 8. The record is from RefSeq and is a predicted model, not a curated record. Lineage: Eukaryota; Viridiplantae; Streptophyta; Magnoliopsida; Malpighiales; Euphorbiaceae. The transcript has 12 exons. The coding region runs from base 224 to 2416 and encodes 730 amino acids. Gene Ontology annotation, cellular component: endoplasmic reticulum; membrane. Gene Ontology annotation, molecular function: long-chain fatty acid-CoA ligase activity.